ACUGCAAAAAAGGAUGAAUUCGAUUCGGUUCGGACCGCUAUCCGUGCUGAACCGAACUUGGGCCGGUCUGUUACGGGUGUUUUUUUGGCUGUUGAUUCUGACGUUCAUGCUCGUUUAAUCUCAGGCUACAUGGAGUUUUUCAGUGGGCUCAUCUUCUGCAGGUGGGCAGUUUUCUCUUUUUUAGCUUGGACGAAGAUGGUUAUAGGGCCCUGUUGGCAUGCUUGGACUCAAGAAGGCCUUGAUUGGAGUUUCAAGCAGACUAAUCUUGUUGAUUCCUUUGAUUGGAUUGGAAGUAUGUAAGAGCUAUCAGUAGAUAUGCUUCCACUGGAUUUCACUUCAUGGAGUUCAACGAUAAGAAAUCUUUGUCUAAAUGCAAAACACCAAGAAGUUUUGUCCGUUUUUGUUCAUAAGUUCCAAUGCUCAUCGGGGUUUAAACCUGAUAACCACAUUUUUGCUGCAAUUUUCAAAUCAUGUGCUGCUCUUUUUGCUAUCAACAUAGGAAAGGCACUUCAAGGUUAUGCAGUGAAACAGGGGGAAAUAGCAUGCCAGUCUGUGUACAAGGGAUUACUGAACUUGUAUGCCAGAUGUGGUGCUUUCGAUGAAUGUUGGAAAUUAUUUGAACAAUUGAAUCAUCGUGAUGUUGUUACCUGGAACAUAAUCUUAUCUGGGUAUUGUAGGUCUCAAAUACAUGAUACUAAGGCUAUAAGAUUGUUUGUUAAGAUGCACGCAGAGGGGGAAGUGAAGCCAAGUGCUAUUACAAUUGCUAGCAUUCUUCCAGUAUGUUCUCGUGUGGGGAAAGGUGUUGUUGGGAAGAGUAUACAUUCUUUUGUUAUGAAAUCUGGAUUGGACAGGGAUACACUUGUUGGAAAUGCUCUCAUAUCGAUGUAUGCCAAAUCUGGGCAGCCAUGGUACGAUGCAUAUGCUGCAUUUAACAGCAUUAUUCAUAAAGAUGUUGUUACAUGGAAUACUAUAAUAUCGGCAUUAGCAGAAAAGAAUUUAAUGUUUGAUGCAUUACAAUUGUUUAGUCUGAUGCUGGAAGAACCCAUAGAGCCAAAUUAUAUAACAAUUGCAUGUAUUUUACCUGUUUGUGCUUCCUUCGGUAAUAAUGUUUCCUGUAGGUUUGGAAAAGAGAUCCAUGGUUAUAUACAUCGUAGGACUGAAUUGAUAGAAGAUAUUUCUGUCUGCAAUGCAUUGAUGAACCUUUAUUUGAGGGUUGGACAGAUGGAAGAAGCAGAGAUUUUGUUCUCGCACCUGAAGCAGAGAGACUUGGUUUCGUGGAAUACUCUAAUUUCUGGAUACUCAUUGAAUGACAAGUGGUUGGAAGCUGUAGAUCAUUUCUGCAAGUUACUAUGCUUAGGAAGCGAUCCAGAUUCUGUAACUUUAAUUAGUGUUUUACCUGCUUGUGCAUACUCACAAAACUUGCGAAUAGGGAAAAUGAUCCAUGGCUAUAUUCUUCGUCAUCCUGUCUUGAGCGAAGAUUCAACAGUUGGAAAUGCUUUAGUUAGCUUCUAUACAAAAUGUAAUGACGUGAAAUCAGCAUUUCAUUCAUUUUCCUUGAUUUCUAGUAAAGAUUUGAUAUCUUGGAACUCUGUGCUUAAUGCUUUUGCAGAGUUUGGGAACACCACUCAAUUCCCGCGUCUUCUUCACUUAAUGCUGCGGGAAAGAUUCAAACCUGAUCAUUUUACCAUCUUGAGUAUAAUCAAUUUUUGCAUUACAGUUUUAGGAGGGUGUAAAGUUAAGGAGGUCCAUUGCUAUUCAGUUAGAGCUUGUUUAUUUGAAGCUGAUUAUGGUCCUACUAUACUCAAUGCUCUUCUCGAUGCAUAUUCAAAAUGUGGUAUUAUAGAUUAUGCGUUAAAGAUUUUUGAAAGCUCAUCAGGAAAAAGAAACUUGGUGACAUGCAAUUCAAUGAUUUCGUGCUAUGUUAAUUGUAAGUCACCCAAUGAUGCACUUACAAUAUUUUCUGGCAUGUCUGAGACUGAUCUUACCACCUGGAAUCUAAUGAUACGGGUUUACGCUGAAAAUAAUUGUCCUCGUGAUGCACUCGGUCUUUUCCGUAGGUUGCAGAUUAAGGGUAUGAAACCGGAUGCAGUGAGUAUUAUGAGCCUCCUUCCCGUAUGCAAUGAAUUAGCAUCAUUUCGCCUAUUAAAAGAAUGUCAUGGAUAUUCAUUUAGAUCACGUUUUGAGGAUGUAUACUUGGACGGAGCUUUACUUGAUGCAUAUGCAAAAUGUGGAGCUGUGGAUUGUGCUUAUAAGCUUUUCGAAUCAAGCUCUCAGAAGGAUUUAGUUAUGUUCACAUCAAUGAUAAGUGGGUAUGCCAUACAUGGAAUGGGAGAGGAGGCACUCAAGGUUUUCACUAACAUGCUCGAGUCUGGUGUUAAGCCGGAUCAUGUGGUCGUGACUUCCAUUUUAUCUGCUUGUAGUCAUACUGGUCUUGUAGAUCAAGGUUUGAACAUAUUUCAUUCCAUGGAAGAGGUUAUUCAUAUCAAACCAACCAUGGAACACUAUGCUUGUGUGGUGGAUCUCCUUGCACGAGGAGGCCGAAUCAAAGAUGCAUAUUCUUUUGUGAUCGGGAUGCCUAUUCAGCCUGAUGCUAAUAUAUGGGGCACAUUGUUAGGUGCCUGCAAGACUCACCAUGAAGUGGAAUUGGGCCUUGUUGUGGCAGAGCAACUGUUUGAAACUAAAGCUGAUGAUAUAGGAAACUAUGUAGUUAUGUCUAACCUAUAUGCUGCAGAUGCUAAAUGGGAUGGGGUUUUGGAGGUAAGAAAGCUGAUGAAAGAGAAGGAAUUAAAAAAGCCACCCGGUUGUAGUUGGAUUGAAGUGGAAGGAGAGAAGAACUUUUUUUUAGCGGGAGACUCUUUGCAUCCUCAAAGAAACAUGAUUUAUAAUCUGUUAAAUACAUUGCACCAGCAAAUUAAAAGAACUGUUGAUAUAACUUGACGAGCAAUUAAAUUUUGAUAUGGUGUUUUGUGAAAUAAUGUUAUUUAUAGUGGCAUUGUAGGUUGUCUCAAUUCUUCCGUCUCCAUUCAAUUUAUUCAUUGUACAUUACAAUAUAUCCUAUCGUCAAAUCUCAUUCUUCUUCCUGCA
This is a messenger RNA of Cucumis sativus (cucumber), 3084 nucleotides long. Its product is annotated as putative pentatricopeptide repeat-containing protein At5g08490. Gene Ontology annotation, molecular function: protein binding; RNA binding. Bases 316 to 2937 code for a protein of 873 amino acids. Gene Ontology annotation, biological process: RNA modification. The record is from RefSeq and is a predicted model, not a curated record. NCBI's taxonomy places the organism in Eukaryota, Viridiplantae, Streptophyta, Magnoliopsida, Cucurbitales, Cucurbitaceae. The transcript is spliced from 2 exons.